UGCUGAUAUAAAGACUAGCUCUGUGCUACAUAGUCUCAGUAUAAUUCUCUCAAUCGUUCGAAGAAGCCAUGAAAUUUGUCGUUGCUAUAUGUUUGCUGUUCGCCCUUAUCGGCGUUGCGUUGGGCCUGAAGGAUCCCAUUUGCGGUGAGCCGCAUUCCGGGGAUGGACAAGGAGCAAUUAGAUGUGCUGCCUAUAUGCCCAAAUGGACGUACAAUUCGGCCGCCAACGAAUGCAUCUCUUUCAUCUAUGGAGGCUGUGGUGGGAAUGCCAAUCGUUUUGGUUCGCAAGCGGAAUGUGAAGAGAAAUGCAAGGAAUAAAUUAUGUGACUAGCAGUAAUAUUGUUUAUCUGUUGAACUGCCAAUAAAUGUGUUGAAGUUGUUAAUUGUA
Scaptodrosophila lebanonensis is the source of this 387-nucleotide messenger RNA. RefSeq names its product male accessory gland serine protease inhibitor-like. The coding region runs from base 69 to 317 and encodes 82 amino acids. NCBI's taxonomy places the organism in Eukaryota, Metazoa, Arthropoda, Insecta, Diptera, Drosophilidae. The transcript has 2 exons. The record is from RefSeq and is a predicted model, not a curated record. Gene Ontology annotation, molecular function: serine-type endopeptidase inhibitor activity.